CGGGCCAGAGCUGCAGCACACUCACGGAGCGAGGAGGGACCUAACGAAGAGACUGAGCAACAAGGGGAAUUUACACAAUUACUUGAGAAGAUUCGCGAAUCUAUCCUCUUUCUUUCUGGUUCCUCGUCCAGGCAGCCCUGGCUCGCUCGCUCGCCACGAUGAGAACUGACUUCGCUCUGGUCCUGACAGCAGCCCUUCUUUUUGACACGUUCGGGAGGAAUAAUGGGGAGCAAGCUUCCAAAGGUCCCUGCCGACCUGGCUUCUCACAAAGCUUCUACUCUGUGCUGAUUUCAAGGGAUGUACUGCAAGGCCAUGGCACACUCAAAGAUACCGCCGUGUCAUCACAAAAAGUGAAGUUCGAUGACUGCAUGGGGAAUGAGGCUGUGGUUUUCCGGAGCGGUGAUCCGAUCUUCAGCGUGCGGACAGAUGGGUCCAUCUAUGCCCAGGGAGUGGCAGCCAGCCUGGACGAACCAGUCCAGUUUAAACUAACAGCCGGGGGUCCCACCACACGAGUCUGGGAGACGGUGAUCCAGCUGGCCCUCAUUGACCCACUGUUACCUCAACAAAAUGAGAAUGAGGUCAUAAAGGAAGAGGGGAAAGUCGCGGAGAGAAAAGAGGGGAAGGAGGCGUCACAAGCACCACCUCCUGUCAUCAUGUUCUCAGGGUCGGGCAGGAACAGCUCCAAGGGUCUGAGGAGACAGAAGAGGGACUGGGUGAUCCCACCAAUCAACGUGGCAGAAAAUUCUCGAGGACCGUUCCCUCAGAUGCUCGUCAGCAUUCGCUCAGAUCAAGACAAGGACAUAUCCAUCCGAUACAGCAUCACUGGGGUGGGAGCAGAUCAACCGCCCAAUGAGGUGUUCAAUAUCGACCCCGUGGUGGGAAAGAUGUUCGUCACCAAACCUCUCGAUCGAGAACAUCGCUCUUCCUACCAUCUGCGAGCCCAUGCUGUGGACAUGAAUGGGAACCAGGUGGAGAACCCCAUCGAUCUGUACAUCUUCGUCAUCGACAUGAAUGACAACAGACCCGAGUUCAAAAACCAGGUCUACAAUGGCUCUGUGGAUGAAGGCUCUAAACCAGGGACGUAUGUGAUGCACGUGUCAGCGUUCGACGGUGACGACAACACCACGGCUAACGGAAUGGUGCGCUAUCGAAUCCUGUCCCAGACGCCGCACAGCCCCAUCCCCAACAUGUUCACCAUCAACAGUGAGACUGGAGAUAUCGUUACCGUGGCAGCCGGCCUCGAUCGAGAGAAAGUGUCCCAGUAUACCAUCAUCGUACAAGCCACGGACAUGGAGGGAAAUCUAAACUUCGGCCUCUCCAACACGGCCACUGCCAUCAUCACUGUCACCGACAUCAACGACAACCCUCCCAUGCUGACCUCAAGAACUUUUUCCGGUGAGGUCCCGGAGAACCGAGUGGAUCUUGUGGUGGCUAAUCUGACGGUGAUAGAUGCCGACCAACCGCACUCUCCGAACUGGAACGCCAUCUACAGGAUCAUCAGUGGAGAUCCAAACGGGCACUUCACCAUCCGCACGGACCCCGUCAGCAACGACGGCAUGGUCACCGUGGUGAAGCCAGUAGACUAUGAGAUGAACCGUGCCUUCAUGCUGACGGUGGUGGUCUCCAACCAGGCCCACCUAGCCAGUGGCAUCCAGUCGUCGCUCCAGUCCACAGCUGGGGUCACCAUAUCCGUGCAGGACGUCAACGAGCCCCCUUACUUCCCCAAUAACCCCAAACACAUCCGCUUUGAGGAGGGGGUCCCUGCUGGCACCAGCCUCACGACCUUCUCUGCCUCCGAUCCCGACCGACUAUCGAUGCUGCAGACAAUCAGGUAUUCGAAGCUGAACGACCCGGCAGACUGGCUGUCCAUCAACAGAACCAACGGUCAGAUCCUAACCACAGCCAUGCUGGACCGGGAGUCUAUCUAUGUGAAAAACAACCUAUAUGAAGCAACGUUUCUGGCAACAGAUAAUGGCUCUCCUGCAGCCAGCGGCACGGGCACUCUGCAGAUCUAUCUGAUAGAUAUUAAUGACAACCCCCCAGCCCUCAUACCCAGGGAGUCUCAGAUCUGUGAGCGGGUGAACAAGAACGUCCACGGGGUCAACAUCACCGCUGCCGACGCCGACACAGAACCCAACGCUGGACCCUUCGUCUUCGAGCUGCCCAACUUCCCCGCCAGCAUCCGGCGCAACUGGACCAUUUCUCGGAUCAGCGGUGACUUACGGCCGCCUUUGGCCUGCGGUACCAAUAUAUCUUGA
Messenger RNA from Notothenia coriiceps (black rockcod), 2258 nucleotides. RefSeq names its product cadherin-4-like. NCBI's taxonomy places the organism in Eukaryota, Metazoa, Chordata, Actinopteri, Perciformes, Nototheniidae. Gene Ontology annotation, biological process: cell migration; cell morphogenesis; calcium-dependent cell-cell adhesion. The record is from RefSeq and is a predicted model, not a curated record. Gene Ontology annotation, cellular component: catenin complex; plasma membrane; adherens junction. Gene Ontology annotation, molecular function: calcium ion binding; beta-catenin binding; cadherin binding. Bases 159 to 2258 code for a protein of 699 amino acids. The transcript is spliced from 14 exons.